AUGCGACCUCACUUUCUUUCACUGAUGACCCUGCUUGGGGGAGUAUCCUCAGCCUACGGUGCCGUAAUCAAGUCGUUCUCGGUGCUCAUAAACACUACUCAAGGCGCUGAAGGAGAUGCGUUCUGGAUCAGGGCUACAUCUGCUGUCUUCUGCGGAUUGACGAACGACCAAGUCGGGAAGGCGAUCCUGAGGUACACCGGUAGCAGUGGGAAUUUGACGACUUCUGAGCCAACUUCGAGCGCUUGGAGUGACCUCGCUACGAGCACCGAUGAAUGCACACCUCUCGAUGCAGCUUAUACCCUUACCCCUCGACAAGCUCAAACUGCUGCUAGCACCGCUCUGUCGACCCAAGUCCUGUCCAGUCAGGUCGGCGCCUUUGUCGAUGUCAACAAUAAUACCUUUGCCGGAUUCGCAUUCAACAAUACCGCGUACCAAAACCAGAUCUACAACCCUCUCCUCUCCGUCGUGCACAACGGCGACACCAUGAACAGCAGUCUGAUCCCCAGCAUCACAUUCGAAGACAACGGCGCUGCCAACAUCGUCCUCAACAACCUCGACACUGGUAUCGCCCACCCAUACCAUCUGCACGGGAACGCUUUCCAGCUCCUUGCCCGUGGUAGCGGUAUUAUGUCCGCAGCUGGUGUCGAUGCCCUCACCCUCUCAUUGGACAACCCAUUGAGGAAGGAUGUCGUUUGGAUUGAGAGCAACUCGUGGGCGCUUAUUAGGAUCAUGUCGGAUAACCCAGGCGUUUGGCCUUUACACUGCCAUAUCGACUGGCAUCUUGCUGUUGGAAAGAUGGCUGCUGUUGUCGUUCAGCCUGAUGCCAUUCGCGCGAUGGAUCUGCCCUCUUCUUGGUCUGAUCUCUGCUCUGGCACAGACCCAUCCGCUUUCGGGCCUGAUCGUUAG
Molecule: messenger RNA, 906 nt
Organism: Cryptococcus amylolentus CBS 6039
Lineage: Eukaryota; Fungi; Basidiomycota; Tremellomycetes; Tremellales; Cryptococcaceae
Exons: 7
Coding region: 1-906 (301 amino acids)
Molecular function (GO): oxidoreductase activity; copper ion binding
Source: RefSeq, a predicted model, not a curated record